GCCGGGAUUUCCAGUUCUGCUGAAUUUUUCUGAUUUCCUAAUGGCAACACGUGAGCACAAGUACUCCACUCUACUUUCUGAGCAGGUAUUUGCAUGAGUAAACCAGUUCUGUACAAGCCUGAGUGGGUUGACAUAAGAGCAGUACCGCUGGACUUGGUAGUCAAGAUGGCAGCCCAUCUGCUGCCGGUGAAAUACAUCUAAUGAAGGGCUUGAGCGCGUGCUAGUUUGUAUUGCUCAGUUACCUUGCUCAGUUGCCUUGCUCAGUUAUCGUGCCACGUUUUUGACCACCUGCGUCAUUGGCCGCGAGAUUGACCUAUAGGUGGCAGCACCAUCGCCCCGUUAGUGUGGAUGCGUCGCCCGUGCGGUGUGUGGAAGUGUACGGGGCUACUGUUUUCAUUUCGCGAUUCUGUGCUCCGUGCCCUCAGAAAACGCUUCAUUUACCAUGGGGGGCGGAAAAAAUUGAAGCCCGAUGCACUGCCAACAUUGAACUUGCCGCAGCGCAUAUUUGACAAGCAAAAGCUGCCUCGCAAGCCACCGGCAAAAAGAGCCCCUGUUUCAAGGCAAUCAAGGAUGCCAGGAAGCAUAGCCGACGAUGUUGCAGUCAUGCCUCUGUUCAUGAAGAAAAUCCUGCUGAGGAGACUGCGUACGAAGUGCCACAAGAUGAUAUCCUGGAACAGUUCGCCGAGAUUGUGUGUGCACAAGCUGGCACACUACGGGAUGCCUGUGUACAAGCGAGUCCUCUCUUAGUCAUUGGCCGCCCCAAGCCUCUCCUUUCAUGUGCGGUUGGGCAGACAGACGACACCAUCAAAGUGCUCACAGGAUUGCCAUGUCUGCAGCUGUUGAGGAAUAUAAUUGAAGAGUUCGCUGCCUUGCGCGGAGUAUCCAUUCCGAGAGGUUUUGCAUUAAGUGACGAAGAUACCGUGCUGAUGGUUUUUGUGAAACUCUACCACAACAUAAGCUUCAGCUUUUUAUCUGUUCUUUUUUCUAUUCACAGAACAACUGCAUCGAACAUUUUGAAGAAUGCCAUAUGCAUUCUUGCAAAUGUACUUGGAGAGGCGGUGUUUUUCCCUUGCAAAGAAUCAGUCCUGGAAAACUUGACAGUUUAUUUCAAGGAAUAUAAGGAAACUCUCAUUGUAUUAGACUGCACAUAGGUGGCUCUUGAAAGGCCAAGUGACUUGACAUCGCGGCUGCUUACCUACAGCCAAUACAAACGCCAGUACACAAUCAAAGUAUUGAUUGGAGUUGCUCCAAGCGGCAUGAUAACAUUAGUUGGGAAAGCGUAUGGAGGUCGCGCUUCAGACACGCGACUCACAGCCCACUCAAAUGUACUCAACAAAUGCGCGGCAUAUGUCGACCGUGUUAUGGUUGACAAAGGUUUCCUGAUGAUAGAGAACCUUUGCGAUGAGGCCAGGGUUAGUGUGGACAGGCCCCCUUCCUUAAAGAAAAGGCAACAGCUUGAACAUGAAGCAAACAAAAAUCAAGCAAUUGCAAGAGCUAGAGUACAUGUUGAAAGAGCCAUUGAACGUAUCAGAGCCUUCAAAAUUGUUCAACAGAGGUACCCCAUUCAGCUCCUUCCUGUGUUUGACAAAGUCAUCCUGUUGCUUGCUGGCAUAGUGAAUUUAUCAAAGCCAAUUUUGGGGGAAGACAAGUUUCUACCAAAUGUCUAAACAGUGCACAAAGUUGAAAGAAACGCGAAAUAAUACCAGGUGUGUUAUAUUGUUGCCAUAUCAAUACGUACAGUGGUCACUAUAGUGCAGAAAGCACAAAGAGAUAAACAAAGUGACGACAUCAACAAAUAAUUUUGAAAAUUGCCUUUCGCCCUGUUCGCGUAUUUAUUGCACAAUGCUUUAAGGAAUAAACGUUCGA
This is a messenger RNA of Dermacentor albipictus, 1866 nucleotides long. The record is from RefSeq and is a predicted model, not a curated record. NCBI's taxonomy places the organism in Eukaryota, Metazoa, Arthropoda, Arachnida, Ixodida, Ixodidae.